Phaethon lepturus (White-tailed tropicbird) is the source of this 1283-nucleotide messenger RNA. RefSeq names its product coproporphyrinogen oxidase (gene CPOX). The transcript has 6 exons. Lineage: Eukaryota; Metazoa; Chordata; Aves; Phaethontiformes; Phaethontidae. The record is from RefSeq and is a predicted model, not a curated record. Gene Ontology annotation, molecular function: coproporphyrinogen oxidase activity. The annotation marks the transcript as partial. Gene Ontology annotation, cellular component: cytoplasm; mitochondrial intermembrane space.
CCCCGAGUGACCCUGGCGUUGACAGGCGGAGGCGGCAUCAGCUGCGUGCUGCAGGACGGCGAGGUCUUCGAGAAGGCGGGUGUGAACGUGUCGGUCGUGUUCGGGCUCCUGUCCGAGGAGGCAGCGCGGCAGAUGCGGAGCAGGGGGAAGGCUCUGAAGGCCAAAGACGGGAAACUGCCUUUUUGCGCCAUGGGUGUGAGCUCUGUUAUCCAUCCAAAGAACCCUCAUGUUCCAACCAUGCACUUCAACUACAGAUACUUUGAAAUUGAAGAAGCAGAUGGAACUAAACAGUGGUGGUUUGGUGGUGGGACUGACCUCACUCCAACUUACCUGAAUGAAGAGGAUGCUGUUCAUUUUCACAAGACUCUGAAAGAAGCCUGUGACAAGCAUGAUUUGAAGCUGUAUCCCAAGUACAAGAAAUGGUGUGAUGACUACUUCUAUAUCAAGCACCGUGGCGAGCGAAGAGGGAUUGGAGGCAUAUUCUUUGACGAUGUGGACUCUCCCUCCAAGGAGGAAGUAUUCCAGUUUGUGAAGAGUUGUGCCAAAGCUGUUGUGCCUUGCUACAUUCCCAUUGUGAAAAGGCACUGCCAUGACUCCUUCACACCAGAGGAAAAGCUGUGGCAGCAGCUUCGGAGAGGACGGUACGUGGAGUUCAACUUGGUUUAUGACAGAGGUACAAAGUUUGGCCUCCUGACACCAGGAUCAAGAAUUGAGAGCAUUCUUAUGUCUCUGCCACUGACUGCAAGGUGGGAGUACAUGCACACCCCUCCAGAGAGCUCGAAAGAGGCAGAAAUCCUGGAGGUUCUGCGCAAUCCCAAAGACUGGGUGCACUGACAUGGAUCGUGAACAAGAUAAAUUGCUUACACUGAGCCAUUAUGAAAGAACAGGAACGCGUGCAAAGCAGCUCAUUCAAACUGCUGUUGCAUGGCACUUUAGUAUAGCUAUUUAUAAUUUUACCUGGUGCCUUAAUAAUGCUGUAGACUUGUUGUAACUUGCAAAUAUGUGAACUCAUUCUUUAAGAUUGAUCAGCCAAUGUCAUCACCCCCUUGUUGAUGUUGCCUUGUGAGGUACUGGCAAUACUCUCACAGGACUACUGUGCAUGCUUAAGAACUUCCAUAACUGAUUUGUUUGACUGCAAAAUGAUAAACUACUGUGAAAUGUUCUCCUAGUGGAAUGAAAGCAUUAUCUGUGCCUAAAUAGCACUGCUUACUCCUAGAAAAUGUUGGGAUGUUUUAGAAAUAUUUUUUUAAAGAAUAAAUGGGAAUAUUUGAUAUGAUUUCAAA